Sinocyclocheilus anshuiensis is the source of this 2574-nucleotide messenger RNA. RefSeq names its product ATP-binding cassette sub-family D member 2-like. Gene Ontology annotation, molecular function: ABC-type transporter activity; ATP hydrolysis activity; long-chain fatty acid transmembrane transporter activity. NCBI's taxonomy places the organism in Eukaryota, Metazoa, Chordata, Actinopteri, Cypriniformes, Cyprinidae. The transcript has 10 exons. Gene Ontology annotation, cellular component: peroxisomal membrane. Bases 160 to 2394 code for a protein of 744 amino acids. The record is from RefSeq and is a predicted model, not a curated record. Gene Ontology annotation, biological process: fatty acid beta-oxidation; long-chain fatty acid import into peroxisome; very long-chain fatty acid catabolic process.
UGACGGAAGCGUCUUGCAUAGCGGUGCAGCUUCAACCUUACGGCACCAUGAAUUAUAAGUAUAUAUUCUCUGUUUAAGACAUUGAGUGACCCUAUGGAUGUAAUUUGGAACAAACUGAAGAUUGCAAACGACUUAUUUGUGUAAAAGCAGAAUUAAAAAAUGAGCAACAUCCUCCAUGCAGCAUCAAAAGUGAGAUGGAAUCAGAGCACUGCGGCGAAAAGAGCGGUGUUCCUGGCGGCCGCCGCAUACGGAGCGAAGACGCUUUACUCCAUCAUCUGCAAACAAAUAAAUCAACGGAAAACAACCAAGAACAACGCGUCUGCACCGGGACAUGAGAAUGGAUUGAUAUCUGCUCCUAAAGCCACACCAGAGACUGCCUCUAGCCUUAGUAAAUCACCCGGCGUCAAUGCGGAAUUCUUCAAGCAGGUUCUUGAACUGGUUCAAAUCGUGUUCCCAAGGUUUGUAACUAAAGAACUGGGUUUACUAUGUUUACAUUCACUAGCUCUGGUUUCACGGACGUUUCUGUCUAUUUAUGUGGCAGGUUUGGAUGGUAAAAUAGUGAAAACGAUGGUAGAGAAGCAGCCGCGGAGCUUCAUGAUCAAACUGAUGAAAUGGCUUCUGAUCGCCAUCCCGGCCACAUUCGUCAACAGCGCGAUCCGCUAUCUGGAGUGCAAGCUCGCGCUCGCGUUCCGCACGCGUUUGGUGGAUCAUGCAUAUAAAACGUAUUUCACCGAUCAGACCUAUUAUAAGGUCAGCAACAUGGACGGGAGGCUGGCGAACCCGGACCAGUCUCUAACCGAGGAUGUGAUGAUGUUCUCGCAGUCCAUUGCGCAUCUGUACUCAAACCUCACCAAACCCAUCCUGGACGUGAUACUGACUUCAUAUACCUUAAUACAGACUGCGAGAUCUCGGGGUGCGAACGCAACCGGACCCACUCUCUUAGCGGGUCUGGUGGUGUUCGCCACGGCGAAGGUCCUGCGCGCUUGCUCGCCGAGGUUCGGUAAGCUGGUGGCGGAGGAGGCGCACAGGAAGGGCUACUUGCGUUAUGUGCACUCCAGAAUCAUAGCCAAUGCAGAGGAGAUCGCCUUCUAUAGGGGACAUACGGUGGAGAUGAGGCAGCUGCAGAAGUGUUAUAGUGCCCUGGCGGAGCAGAUGAACCUCAUUCUAUCAAAACGUCUGUGGUACAUCAUGAUUGAACAGUUCCUCAUGAAGUACGUCUGGAGUGGAAGUGGCCUUGUUAUGGUGGCAGUGCCCAUUAUCACUGCCACUGGCUUUGCUGACAACAAGCUGGCUGACGGUCAGACGCAAGUGUUGGUGAGUGAAAGAACAGAGGCCUUUACAACAGCUCGCAAUCUAUUGGCCUCAGGGGCUGAUGCCAUUGAAAGGAUCAUGUCUUCUUAUAAAGAGGUCACCGAGUUGGCUGGCUACACGGCACGUGUGCACAACAUGUUCUUGGUAUUUGACCAAGUCCAGAGGGGAAUAUACAAACGUUCAUCUGCCAUCGCGACUGCAGGGGAGAUGAUAAGCGGGGAUGAUAACCGACCUGAGAUGCACAUCGAUGGGCCUCUGGAAAUCAAAGGCAAAGUGAUUGAUGUGGAUAAAGGUAUAGUCUGUGAAAAUGUGCCUAUAAUCACUCCUAAUGGAGAUGUGGUUGUGUCCUCCUUAAACUUCAAGGUAGAGGAAGGGAUGCAUUUGCUGAUCACAGGGCCAAAUGGAUGUGGGAAAAGUUCUCUGUUCCGGAUCCUCAGUGGCCUGUGGCCCGUGUACGGCGGACUUCUGUACAAACCAUCACCUGAGCACAUGUUUUACAUCCCACAGAGACCAUACAUGUCCAUCGGAACGUUACGGGACCAGGUCAUCUACCCCGACUCUCUAGACGACAUGCAUGACAAGGGUUACAGAGACAAGGACCUGGAAGUUAUUCUGGACAUUGUCAAUCUAAACCACAUUGUUACCCGGGAAGGAGGGUGGGAUGCUGAGCUGGACUGGAAAGAUGUUCUUUCUGGAGGCGAGAAACAGCGUAUGGGCAUGGCACGCAUGUUUUACCACAAGCCUAAGUAUGCUUUGCUGGAUGAGUGCACCAGUGCGGUCAGCAUUGAUGUAGAGGGUAAAAUAUUUCAGGCUGCAAAGGAUGCUGGUAUCUCCUUGCUGUCCAUCACCCAUAGACCCUCUCUAUGGAAAUACCACACACACCUGCUGCAGUUUGACGGGGAGGGCGGCUGGCGGUUCGAGCAGCUGGAUACGGCCACACGGCUCUCACUGACAGAGGAAAAGCAACGCUUGGAGUCUCAGCUCGCAGGCAUCCCUAAGAUGCAGCUCAGACUGAAUGAACUGUGUAAGAUCUUGGGCGAAGAUUCGGUUCUAAAGACGGUGGAGAACAAGGAUGAGGACUGAAAGAAGCCUGGAGAUGCUUGAUGUUCAGGAACACUUUUGGUACUUUUAAUAUUUUAGCAAUGAUUUUAACAUUUGAUGUGUAUACAUGACAAUUCGAUAGUGAAAUUGGAGUUUAAUAGGAAUUGUAGAAACAGUUCCCUUUUGCUUUAUUUUUUGUUUUUAUAGUUUAGUUUUGUUUUC